Molecule: messenger RNA, 1398 nt
Organism: Styela clava
Lineage: Eukaryota; Metazoa; Chordata; Ascidiacea; Stolidobranchia; Styelidae
Source: RefSeq, a predicted model, not a curated record
AGCAAGGAAAAAAAACAAAUUUAUUCAUCGGAUUGAUCGUUUCGGCGUCUAACUAAAUACGUUAAUAAUUUUUGCAUACCUUUCUUGCUAGAUAAUAAAAAAAAGAGUUUAAUUUUAAAGCUGGUAUACGGGUUGAAGCAAAAAUAAUGAAAAUAUGCCACUUGGCCAUUAGGGCCCUUUUAAUGGCUAUAACUACAACCCAAGUAAAUAGUGCUUGUGUUUUGGGUGGCUUAUCGCCUUCUUUGCCUGACUUCUGCACGAUGCUGUACUCGGCUUUUAACGACUGGUUGUCACCGUGUGACGAUACAACACCUGAAAAACACCUUCGUUACGAUAAGACCAGCUCAUCAUGGACCUAUGACUGUCCCUGCACAAAAGAAUGUCAAUACGGGGUGGAUCCUGGAGAUAUUGACACUUGCCCUUCUUGCCUCUUGGGGCCUGGAGAAACGUGCGACAGCUGGAGUGGGAAAUGCGGAGAUAACCUUCUAUGUCAACACUCAGGUCCCAUGUCUUCCAGUGGGAAAUGCGUGUCAGAGGAAGAAUUUCGUUCAAGAGAAAUAGGAGAAGCGUGUGGUGAUUGGGACGGAGAAUGCAAAGAAGGUCUAAGAUGCAAAUACGAUGAAGACUCGGCAUUUCUACCUCCUAUGUUCGCCGAUAUGAUGCAUGUGUUUGGUGAAUGUGUCACAGAAGAAACGUUUGAUUCACAGGGUGAGGGAGAAAUAUGCAGUGAACGCUAUGGUAAUUGUUCGGAAGGUCUUGCAUGCAAUGAAGCAAUGUUUCCGUGGUCACCCAAUGUCUGUGUAAAUGAGACUAAUUUCAAUAACACUAAUCAGGUCGACGAGAGCAUAUUGAAAAAAAUUUUCGGUGACGUCAAUACUGACGAUGUACCAGUUCAAGGGGAAAUCGAUAUUGUUCUGGUGGAAGGCGAAGAUGCGGACGAAUCCAAGAUAAUUUUAGAUAUGAUUGACGCUAUUGAACAUAUAAUUCCUGACCUAGUAAGUAAAACAGACCCAGAGACAGGCGAAACGAAAGUAAUUUCCAUCAAAAACAAAAAUGGCACUUUGGCAAUUAAAGAUGAAAUUAAUGACAACGUGAGUAUUGUCGAUGCUGACAUUUCGGAAGACAACGAAAGCGAUGACACGGAAAGUUAUUUCAGUAAAAUUUUCGAUCUUGCCAAACCCGACAAUGAUAAAGAUGACAAUGAAGUAGACAUUGGUUCGGAUUUCGAAGGAUUUUUGAAUUUGCUGAUGUCUGAGGAACCACAAGAUUCGCAGGCUGAUAAAAAUGAUUUCACAAAAUUAUGAAGCAUAUGAAGACCUAUUGAAGCUAUGUUUAUCCCAAAAUAUAGACAUGCUUUAUACUAAGUCAAGUGGUGUUAGAUAGAUAUAUUUAGAAAUU